GAUAUAUAUAAGAUUGUACGGACAUAACGAAGCAAAGUUCCUACGCGCCAUAACAUUGAACAAUGUUUACCAAAGCACUGUCUGUCGUCUUCGUCCACCAGUUGCUGUUGUUUUGUGAUGUGGAGUCAUACUGUUGGGGUACAUAUCCGCCACCUGACGAUGGCCGUACUUCCUGCGAGUACAAGGGAUGGACAUUUGUAUCAGGAGCCUCGUUUAAAGCUCCGGCUCCCAUCUGUGAAGAGUGUACCUGUACGGACGGUGGAUUAAGUUGCUGUGGAUAUGGUAAGAAAGCUGGUGUGGCCAGUGUACAAGGAUGUGUGCUAGUGGACGAUGACAGCACAUGCGAAAUGCAAUUUGUUGACAGCAUGGACGAAACUCAACCUUGUGCCCUAUGGGAACAAAAACGAGGUCUGAAAAACGAAUGAUUCUGUAUAAAAAACCUCUGUGAACUAUGGAAUAAAGCAUUUGAAAUUCA
Molecule: messenger RNA, 475 nt
Organism: Mercenaria mercenaria
Lineage: Eukaryota; Metazoa; Mollusca; Bivalvia; Venerida; Veneridae
Exons: 3
Coding region: 63-425 (120 amino acids)
Source: RefSeq, a predicted model, not a curated record